Messenger RNA from Saccostrea echinata, 564 nucleotides. RefSeq lists its product as uncharacterized. The record is from RefSeq and is a predicted model, not a curated record. The transcript is spliced from 6 exons. NCBI's taxonomy places the organism in Eukaryota, Metazoa, Mollusca, Bivalvia, Ostreida, Ostreidae. The coding region runs from base 1 to 564 and encodes 187 amino acids.
AUGGAGCGCUACGAGUAUAUUAAACCGCCUGGAGAAGAAAACAUAUCACCAAAUUACGUUCUGAUUAGAAUCAGGAAAUUUCCAGUAGCAGAAAUUGCAGAAAGUUGCAGAAAAUAUGGAUAUAAUGUUUUAAUGAAUGAGUCUGUGGCAAAAUCUGUACCACUUCGUGAAAAAGAAAGAUGUUACAAUCUCACAGUAGACCUGAUUAAUAAUUCAGUGAAGAUGGAUUGUAGGAACAUCAACAUAACAAAUUGGAAUAAAUCCCUUCCACUCAUAGGAAACACGACCCGUGGCUCUUGUUACUUAUUGAAGGAAGAUGUAAGACACUCUCAUCUCAAGGUUCCGGACGCUUUCUGUUCAGCAGAUUUCAACAAUUUUCAAGAGGACAACAGAACUAUGUUUCUUACUCUCUUUUCCAUCCUUGACAUAAAUCCCAAAUAUACAAAAGAAAUAAAGUCGGAAUGUGUGGCUACUUACAUGGAUUUGCAAUCUUCUGAACUCUAUGGAAUGCCUUGCCAUGAAUGCUGUGAUGCAUAUUGUACUCAACACGGUGGAUGGAUCUAA